Messenger RNA from Pseudocercospora fijiensis CIRAD86, 1683 nucleotides. RefSeq lists its product as uncharacterized. Gene Ontology annotation, molecular function: peptidyl-prolyl cis-trans isomerase activity; ubiquitin-ubiquitin ligase activity. The record is from RefSeq and is a predicted model, not a curated record. The transcript has 2 exons. Gene Ontology annotation, cellular component: catalytic step 2 spliceosome. Gene Ontology annotation, biological process: protein peptidyl-prolyl isomerization; protein polyubiquitination. NCBI's taxonomy places the organism in Eukaryota, Fungi, Ascomycota, Dothideomycetes, Mycosphaerellales, Mycosphaerellaceae. The coding region runs from base 1 to 1683 and encodes 560 amino acids.
AUGGGCAAAGGCACGGACAAACUCUACAUUACCCACAGCGAGUGGUCAUCUGAAGAUGCUUUCUCUGCCAGCGCUGGCGCAAAUGCGAGGAAGGCUGCGAACGCUGGUGCCGGCGCCAAUUUCAAACGACUUCCUUUCAAUUUUUGCGCCGUAUCGCUCCAACCAUUCGAACAUCCAGUAUGCACAGCCGACGGCACGAUAUUCGACUUGACGAACAUUCUGCCAUGGAUUCGCAAGCACGGCACAAACCCGGUGAACGGGCAGCCUUUGAAGAGUGCAGAUUUGAUCAAGCUCAAUUUCUUGAAGAAUGAGGAAGGCGAGUUCGUGGAUCCAGUGACCUUCAAAGUGAUUACGGACAACACACAUCUGGUUGGAAUCAAAACGACAGGGAAUGUUUUCAGCUAUGAUACAGUGGAGAGACUGAACAUCAAGGCCAAGAACUGGAGGGAUCUGCUCAACGAUGAGGAAUUCAAGCGAAGCGAUAUCAUCACGCUACAAGAUCCUCAAAAUAUUGAGUCAAGGAACUUGAGCCAGUUCAAGUAUCUGCAGGACGGCCAAAGCACACUCACGCCAGAGCAGGAGGCGGAGCGAAGUGCUGGAGUGAACGACCAGAAUUUGGGGUCAGCAGCAAAGAUACUGAAGGCAAAGGAGGCAGUUGCGAAAGCGAGAGCCGACAGAGAAAAAGCUGCGAAUAGCCCCUCCACAGAAGGCCAAGCACUCGCGAAUGCGCGUAAAGCACAUGCAGAGACUGCCAAGUCAUCGAGAACAACGAAGCCGACACCGUACAAUGCCGCGCAAUAUACGAAUGGUUUGGCGGCUGCCUCCUUUACGAGCACUGGAAUGACACCAAAUACUUCGACUGAGCGAGCUAUAAUGACCGAUGAGGAAUACAUGCUGAAGCCAAAGCGCGUCAAGCAGAAAGGCUAUGCACGAAUAACAACAAACUUAGGCGCCAUGAAUAUUGAGCUGUACCCAGAAUACGCACCAAAAGCUGUUUGGAACUUCAUCCACCUUGCCAAACGUGGUUAUUACAAUGGCAUCAAUUUUCAUCGAAACAUCAAGAACUUCAUGAUUCAAGGUGGUGACCCCUCAGGCACCGGAAGAGGCGGACAGUCAUGCUGGGGCAAGACUUUCGUCGAUGAAUUCGAGGGACCGCUGGUGCAUGACUCACGGGGCGUACUUUCCAUGGCGAACAAGGGGAAAGACACAAACACGAGCCAGUUCUUCAUCCUAUAUCGGCAAGCGAAGCACCUGGAUCGCAAACAUACGAUAUUCGGCAGAGUAGUCGAAGGACUGGAUACCUUGGAUCGGCUGGAGAAGGUUGAGGUGGAUGACAAGAGCCGGCCGCUCCAGGACCUCGUGAUGGAAGAUGUGGUUGUGUACGUCGACCCAUUCGAGGACUUUUUGAAGCAGAGAGACGAGAAAGAAGCGGAUGAGGCUCGGAAGGAGAGAAUACGGAAGGAGGGUGGUACUGAGGAUGAUCGAACGACGUGGACUGGAAAGAGGAUCAGAGCAGACGGCAAGGUGGAGAAUGGUGGCGGUGCUGGUGGAGUUGGGAAGUAUAUGAAGCAGAGCGCCCCUGCGGAAGAAGAUGAGGUGGUCGGUGAGUGGGAUGAGCCAGAGCCUCCGCCGAUCAAGAAGGCCAAGAAGGGCGGCGGAUUUGGCAAUUUCGAUGCUUGGUGA